AUGCAAAAAGACAUCAAAAUUGAAGAUUUAACAACACCAUGUGUUUUAGUAUUAGACCCAGUAGUUAGAAACAAUUGUAUUAAAAUGAAUGAAAGAGCUCAUAGUUUGGGUGUUGAUGUAAGAGCUCAUAUGAAAACUCAUAAAACAGUGGAAAUAGGUAAAUAUCAAUUUGAAAAAAACCAAAAUAAAGAUCAGGUUAUAAAGAUUAUUGUAUCAACAUUAAGUGAAGCCAGGUUCUUUUCAAAAGAUUUUUCAAAUAUCCUAUAUGCAACACCAAUAUCACCAAACAAAGUUGAUGAGGCCUAUCAAAUUCAUUUAGAUAUCGAACGUUUAAAUAUAAUGUUUGAUAAUAUUGAACAUGUUAAUAGUAUGGUAGAGUUCUCAAAGACCAACCCAAAAUAUUCAAAGCGAUGGUCAGUUUUUUUAAAGAUCGACUGUGGUUAUCAUAGAGCUGGUGCAAGUCCAGAGUUACAAUCAACUACUGAUUUGGUUCAUUUAAUUACUAAAGGAGAAUUUAAAGACUAUUUCGAUUUUCAAGGUAUUUACUCUCACUCUGGCCAUUCAUAUAAAUGCAACACUCCAGAAGAAAUUAAAGAAUUAGCAAAAGAAGAAGCCCGUGUAACUGGUGACUAUGGAAAGAAAUUAAAAUCGCUUGGUUAUCAUGUAGAGAAUGUUUCUAUUGGCUCGACACCAGUUUGCUCUCAUUUACCUGACGAUUUAACAAGCUAUGGUGUUACUGAAAUUCAUCCAGGAAACUACACAUUUUAUGAUCUAAUGCAAAUGGAGUUAGGUAAUUGUUCAAUUGAUGAUGUUGGGGUUCAUGUUUUGGCAACCAUAGUCAGUGUUUACCCAGAAAGAAAUGAAAUACUUAUAGAUGCCGGGUCAUUAGCACUUUCAAGCGAUCCAGGUUGUACCCAUUUAAAAAAUCGUAAUAGCCCUAAUUUUGGAAUUGUUUAUGAUGAUACAAAUUUAAGAAUUGUUGCAGCAAGUCAAGAGGUAAGUAAAGUUCAAAGUUCAAAUGGUUCACCAAUUGAUUUUUCAAAAUACAAGAUUGGUUCAAAAAUUAGAAUAAUUCCAAACCACAGUUGUUUAACCGCCGCAAUGUUUUCAAAUUAUCAUGUUAUUAAUAAAGAUAAUAAUAUUUUUAAAACUUUUAAACCAAAUAAAUACUGGUAA
Dictyostelium purpureum is the source of this 1176-nucleotide messenger RNA. RefSeq lists its product as uncharacterized. The coding region runs from base 1 to 1176 and encodes 391 amino acids. Lineage: Eukaryota; Evosea; Eumycetozoa; Dictyosteliales; Dictyosteliaceae. Gene Ontology annotation, molecular function: D-serine ammonia-lyase activity. The transcript has 2 exons. Gene Ontology annotation, biological process: D-serine catabolic process. The record is from RefSeq and is a predicted model, not a curated record.